Messenger RNA from Schistosoma intercalatum, 2690 nucleotides. Lineage: Eukaryota; Metazoa; Platyhelminthes; Trematoda; Strigeidida; Schistosomatidae. The record is from the annotation of a GenBank genome assembly.
CACACAUGGUGCGCCUGAACUCAAUCCAAAUCUAGAAAUGUCUUGAUCUGACCGCUUCUGAAUUGUCGAUGUGACGCAUCAAUCAUCUUGCGACAGUUUGACCUUCAAGUGCUCGCAACCUUCGUCAGCGAACGAUAUCCCUGAAGCGUUGCCAUUUUACUGUCCUCCAACUAUGUCGAAACUAUUCGAUUUUCGUAGUUUAGUAUCGGAACUGCGAGCCGCUGAAGGUCGUUAGUCGGGUCUUCGUCCACUGGCUUCGAGGGAAGUACAGGUGAAUGCAUCACACAACAUACCUUGCUAGAAGUCAAUUCCGGAAUACGAGACUUCUCUUUCAUGUCUAUACCCAAAAGAAGUUAGUGGAACAAUGUUUUAACAUAACGUAUCUUGGUGCCCUUUCAAAUACUGUUAAUAAAGAAACUCAUAUGCUAUUUAAUACAUGUUCCUUUUCCGAGAGAUCAUCGUGGUCAAAACAUUGUCCACAGUUCGAUAAUAUCCAAUUGAAAUGUCUACCGAUCGACAAUGGAUCCAAUAGUAUACGAUCUGUACCAAAUGCUUGUUUCACACGUGUCAGUCCAACCAGAAUAGACAAUCCCCGCGUAGUUUUAUUUUCUCUUGAUGCACUUAGUUUGCUAAAUAUUCGUCAUGAAGUUAACCAUCUUGAUGAACAAAACUGUAUAGAGAAAACAGGAGAAACAAAUCAUCUAGUUGAGUACUUGUCAGGAAACAAAUUAUGGCCUGGUAGUGAUCCCACAGCUCAUUGUUAUUGCGGGUAUCAAUUUGGUAGUUUUGCCGGUCAACUUGGAGAUGGUGCAGCAAUUUCACUUGGUGAAGUGAUCAAUAAACAAGGUGAACGUUGGGAAUUACAAUUGAAAGGCUCAGGUUUAACUCCAUUUUCUCGGCAAGGUGAUGGAAGAAAAGUAUUACGUUCCAGUUUACGAGAGUUUCUAUGCUCUGAGGCAAUGUAUUAUUUAGGCAUUCCAACUACUCGAGCUGCAUCAAUUAUCACAUCUGACACUCUGGUUGAACGUGACAUGUUUUAUACAGGUGAUAAUAUCACUGAAAAAGCCAGUAUAACUAGCAGAGUAGCUAAGACAUUCAUCAGGUUUGGAUCUUUUGAAAUAUCUAAGUCCCCAGAUCCAAUUACUGGACGUUUCGGACCAAGCGUUGGUAAUUUGACAAUUGUAUCACAACUUACUAAUUAUGUAAUACAGCAAUUUUAUCCUCAUAUUUGGUCAGAAUAUUCAAAUGAUAUUAUUAAUUGUUAUGUGGAAUUCUUUAAAGAAGUAGUGAAACGUACAGCUAACCUAGUCGCUCUUUGGCAAACUGUUGGAUUUUGUCAUGGUGUAUUAAAUACAGAUAAUAUGAGUAUUAUUGGCUUAACAAUUGAUUAUGGACCAUUUGGUUUUAUUGAUCAGUUCACUUGGGAUCAUAUAUCGAAUACAUCGGAUCCAAAUGGAUGUUAUUCAUAUGCUCAACAACCAAGUGUUUGUGCAUGGAAUUUAGCCCGUCUAGCUGAAUGUUUAAUUCAAGCAUUAAUUGAUCAACAGAAAUGUUCAUCUGAUAAAGCAACGAAUAAAGAAUGCAUAUCUGUUGAUAAUCUUACAAAAAAAUUCACUAAUGUUUUGGAUACUACAUAUAUGUCUUGUUUUAAAAGUGUCUAUUUGGAAAGAAUGCGUAAAAAGUUAGGUUUACUUUAUGCCAAGGAUGAAAUAGAUACAGAACUUAUUCAAAAUUUAUUUAAUACAAUGGAAAUGACUGGUGCUGAUUUCACAAAUACAUUUUUAGCUUUAGAAGAUACUUUGUCACAAGUUGUAUAUCAAAAUAAUGCAGAUUUAUUAAAACCUGAUCUGAUUGUUCAAGAAUGUUGUAGUUUAAGUCAAUUACAAGAAACAUUUGAACCGAUUAAUAUGGAAUUACAUCGUCAACUAUCUGCAAAAUUUACCGGCAUUCGUGAAAAUAUCAUAGAUCAACUAGAAGAAACGAAAAUUUUGAAAAGUAAAGAGAAAGAAAAACUAUACAAAGAACUAGAGCAUAUCACAGAACAAGAAUACCUAGAGAGAAAUAAACGUCUAUGGUCUAUUUGGUUACAAGCAUACAAAGUACGUUUAGAAAUUGAUUUCGAAGGGAAUCAUGAUAAUACAAAAACACAGUUCUCUGAACGUUUAAAUUUAAUGCAGUCUGUAAAUCCUCGAGUAGUUCUACGCAAUUAUCUUGCCGAAGAAGCUAUUAAAUCAGCUGAUAAAGGAGAUUAUACAGUUGCACAACAAUUAUUCAACUCAUUGACCACACCUUUUAAAAAUCCUGAUAUGUCUUUGAAUAACGAGUCUUUUCAUCUUGUAUCCCGGGUUAAAUACCGUCCUCCUGAUUGGUCUCGUAAACUACGUGUUUCUUGUUCAUCUUAACAGAUAAUAACAUGUAAGCUUUGAAAAUAAAUAUCCAUCCAUAGUGUAUUUUAAUAUCUUGCUUCAAUAUACGAUACUCCCAGAUGUUCAACAAUUUGGUUUUAAAUUUCAUUAACAACUACAUCAAAAACACUAAAUAUUAUACCUUUGUUUUAUACUAUCACUCAUUUGUGUCAAGUUACUGUGUUGUUUAGGAGCUGUAUUUUGUUAGUUGACUUCCGAUUCUGUUGUGCUUCCAAAAAGAAAAGAAUAUGUUCUUGAUUUGUGUUGGGGUUUGUGUGAUCAUGC